Molecule: messenger RNA, 1191 nt
Organism: [Torrubiella] hemipterigena
Lineage: Eukaryota; Fungi; Ascomycota; Sordariomycetes; Hypocreales; Clavicipitaceae
Source: the annotation of a GenBank genome assembly
AUGCCGCCUAAUCUGCUGCCCUUCCUCUACCAGACGAGGACACUGCAGCGGGCGUUCCGAGCGCCAGUCUCAUCAGCGUUCUUCCGGCUAGCGCAUUACGAUCAUGGCGCCCCUGGACGCAGACGACCAGCGAAGCGAGACAUCUCGAUCCCGUUCGAGAUUGGCAGCGGCAGCAAUGAAGAUAUAAUCGAGCAAGAUUCUACAAUCACGCCCAAUGAAGCCGAAAUCUUCAAGGGCAUCUUUGACGAGAUUGCGCAGGGCCGAAUGCCCGCCGCGCGCAAGCGACCCCUCGAAAGCACAGGCGGCACGCCCGCAUCUCUCGGCCAGACUCAGUCAGAGGACACAGUGGCUAGGUCAAUUGUCGAACAGGCUCGUGUGACAGAGUUCCGUGAUAAAUUUCUCCGCCGAUACCCGAUAUCUCUGCGCAUAGCUGCGCAAAAGGCCCUUGGUCUGUUCGAGCUCGACGUCGAGGAGCCUGGGUCACAACGCAUGAUGGAACUGGACGAGUCAAGCAACAAGCUCUGGGAAGAGCGUCUAAAGUACGACCGCGCGCGAAACGACGAAAAGGAACGAGUCGAUUCCCUGAUGCAAAAGUGCGAAACGGAUCACGAGCUCUGGCAGUUCCUUGAGGCUGAAGUCUUUUCGCUGCCGCGCCGACUCGGCAUUGCAGAAACGGAAGCGCCCAAAAAGAAGGGCAGGAAAAAGGCCGCUAUCCCGGAGCUCAUCCCCGAGACCGACAAGCGCAUCAUGGACGUUCACGGCCCGCUCUACUCCCACUUUCUUAACCGCGCCCUAGGGCUCUUCGACUCGGCCUUUGCAACGCCGUCCGACUAUGUCUUCGCAGUGCUCCCGCGCGUUAAACAGCUCGGUCUUCCGUCAUACGUCCUUGGCGCCUCUACACCAUUCUACACACGUCUUGCCCAAAUCCAUUGGGAGCGAUACGGCGACGCAACAUCUGCCCUCGACAUGCUGCAGGAGAUGAACGAGACCGGCCUCUAUCCUGACGCCGAUGUCGCAGCGCUGCUGCUCAAGAUGAGAAAUCACCUCCACGGAUGUACAUGGGGCGCACAGGGACCCUUUGUUAUGACCAUGAUGGAAGCACCGCCGUAUGAUGGAGCGCUGGUGGCGCGACUGGACGAGAUGGACGAGUAUGUGCGCUCAUCGCUGGCUGAUCAGCGGGCACGCAAUUAA